Molecule: messenger RNA, 1932 nt
Organism: Naegleria fowleri
Lineage: Eukaryota; Heterolobosea; Eutetramitea; Acrasida; Naegleriidae
Exons: 1
Coding region: 1-1932 (643 amino acids)
Source: RefSeq, a predicted model, not a curated record
AUGAUGCUUCUUCCAUUUCGUGGAGAAUACUCCUCAAAACCAAUGAUGAACCAAUGGUUCAGAACUCCUACUGCUCUCAUGACAGUUGUCAUUUUCUUGUUGACUUUUGUAAUGUCCACACAAGCUCAAACAACUCUUGUCAUUCUUCAAAACACACUCUCCUUGUACAAUGGAGACAAUAUUACCUUAACCACUUCUAAUGUGGUUGCAACUGAGAACUCCUUGAACGCUCCUCCUCGUGUCGUCUAUUCAGUAGUUCCAGGAACUCUCUCGAAUGGUCAGUUUUUCCUUUUCAAUAACUUGACUGGAUUGUAUGCUCCAACGAAUUCAUUCACUCAACAAGAGUUGGCAGAUGGUUUUGUUCGAUUUUCUCAUCCAGGAAAUCAACAAAUUCCAACCUAUUCAUUACAUGCAUCCGAUCUGUUGUUGAAUGCUGCUUCUCCAAACUCGACUGCUUCGAUCUUUUUCACAGCUUUUAGAAGAGGAACCAUUGGUGCUCCAAGACCAAUCUUUGAAGCGAGUGUAGAUCCGCAAACUUUGAUUGUGACAUUGAGAAUUACCAUGUUUAAGAGAGUGUUUGAUAGUCCUGAAGCAAAUUUCAACUUGGGUCUUUCUUCAUUGAUGGCCUGUCAACAAUCAGACUUGAUUCGAGAUAAUUUUACAUUGGUUACCAGUACUAAUUGGUACAAUACUUAUCAAUUCUCAACCCCUCUUUCAAGAUAUUUGUCAAAUCCAAAUGUUCAACAAGUAAGCUCAGGAGGUGUCAUUGAUCUCGUGACCACCAUGUUUGCCGAUUACAUGAUUACUCGUUUAACUCCAACAACCUCCACAGGUGGUGAUAUCUAUGUGGUUCCAUCUCAAUCUGGAACUUGUUAUCAAGUUAUUUACACUCAGAAAUAUAUUUUGACUUUGACCUUGGCUGUCACUCGUGUCAACUUUAACAGCAGUAAUCCAAACAGCUUUUUACAACCAAAAAAGAUUUUCAUCAACGAUUUGGGAAGAUUGGAAAUUCGUUUGAUUGUUUACACAACUGUCUCUGAAACUAUUACUUCAUGGAGUGUGAGUGGUCCUUAUGCAUUCAAUGUAACAGAUGCUGUUUUCACAGGUUCUUCCAAUGGUUUCAAUUAUUACUUAGUGGUGUUGCAAUCAAAUGUCAUUAACUCUGAAGUUGACUUUUAUGGAGAUUACGUUCUCUCCUUUAGGACUAUAUCCGGUCAAGUCAACACCAUUCCUUAUUCUUUGCAAUAUUUAGUUCCAUAUCCUCCCAUUGAACAAGUGUUGCUCUUUGACACUCAAGCACAAACUUUCUCUAAUGCGGCCCUUAGCACACCAAGAACUCAAUUUACUCCUACUGAUACUGUCUUUGUGAAAGUCGAUGCUCCAACUUCACCAGUUCUUGCCGGUUUUCAACUUUCUCCUUAUAAUGUGAUUUUGUGUUGCUUCCAAAAUUUCGCAAACAUUCCUGUCAAUGUUGACUGCAGAAAUGCAAGUCGUUCAGGUGACUUUAGUGAUGAAAUUUUCAUUAAUGGAGUCGCUGAGAGAGCAGGUGGAAUUGAUGCAGGAGUGUUGCCUCCUCCAACUACUCAAAGUUAUGGUUUCCAAUUUGGUUUCCCAUUGGCCAUUCGAAAUGAUGUGGAUCGAAGAUGUUUCUUAACCAUUGAAACUGCUUAUACUCCUCGUAAUACUUCUACAAGAUCCAUGAUGGAAUCAUUCAGUACUGAAGCUGUUACUGCAGAUGCACCAAUUCCAAAUAAGGUAGCUUCUGUGACGUACCGAGUAUUUGAUGUCAUUCCAAACAACAAGAAUGGAAAUGGAAAUGGUGGUGUGAACAAUGCAGCAGUUUCCUAUUUCAAGCAAGGUGUUUCAAUGAUGAUGACCAUGGUUGCUGCUAUCAUGGUGACUGUGUUCGUGUCUGUGGUGUUGGGAAUGUAA